GUAUCCAAGCGCGACAUACGUGGACCCUGAUGUUAGGGCUAAGCUGAGAUAAAUAUGAACAUUUCUUGUAGGUAUUGAAAGGUAAAAAUUUUUCAUCAAAUCCUCAGAAGGCCACUAGAUUAUUCAUCAUCUAGCAUACCAAUAGACAGACCAUCAUGUCCAGUCCCGAGCCCACCAUAGAGACCAUCUCUCCCCAAGACGCCCACACCGCCACUGAAAGCCACUCAGAUCACGGCGACAUAAUCCGCGACAUCAUCAUCGGAUUCGCCGAUGGCCUCACUGUCCCCUUCGCUCUAACAGCCGGACUAUCAAGUCUCGGCUCCUCGAAACUCGUCAUUGUCGGCGGCCUUGCAGAACUAUUCAGUGGAUCGAUUUCCAUGGGUCUGGGUGCAUAUUUGGCUGCUGUUACUGAUCGAGAACAUUAUAAGAAUGAGAUUGCCCGGGAGAGGAGAGAGGUUGCCGAGAAACCCGGUGCUGAGAAAGAGGAGAUCUUUGAUAUCUUUGCGGAGUAUGGAAUAACCAGAGACGCGAGUCAGGGGGUGGUGGAUUGCUUGAUUGCGAACGAGGAUAAUUGGAUUAGAUUCAUGAUGGCUUUUGAACUCAAACUGGAAGAACCAAACGUCUCUCGGGCAUGGAUCUCAGCUGCAACAAUGGGACUAUCCUAUUUCAUUGGCGGCCUCCUCCCCAUGAUCCCAUACUUUGCCAUGACCAACGUGACGCAUGCCCUCUUCGUCUCCAUCGGAAUCACGUUUGUGAUACUCAUUGCUUUCGGUUUUAUCAAGAACUAUAUUAUGAUCAAGACUACUCGGUCCGGAUUAUGGGGAGCGUUGCAGACGUUGAUUGUCGGGACGUUGGCUGCGGGGACAAGUUAUGGCAUAGUUUAUGGGAUUGAUCAUAGCAAUAUCAGCUAA
Talaromyces stipitatus ATCC 10500 is the source of this 911-nucleotide messenger RNA. RefSeq names its product protein CCC1, putative. The record is from RefSeq and is a predicted model, not a curated record. Gene Ontology annotation, molecular function: manganese ion transmembrane transporter activity; iron ion transmembrane transporter activity. The coding region runs from base 156 to 911 and encodes 251 amino acids. Gene Ontology annotation, biological process: intracellular manganese ion homeostasis. The transcript has 3 exons. Gene Ontology annotation, cellular component: fungal-type vacuole membrane. NCBI's taxonomy places the organism in Eukaryota, Fungi, Ascomycota, Eurotiomycetes, Eurotiales, Trichocomaceae.